Saccostrea echinata is the source of this 789-nucleotide messenger RNA. RefSeq names its product cadherin EGF LAG seven-pass G-type receptor 1-like. Gene Ontology annotation, molecular function: cadherin binding; calcium ion binding. The coding region runs from base 1 to 789 and encodes 262 amino acids. The record is from RefSeq and is a predicted model, not a curated record. Gene Ontology annotation, biological process: homophilic cell-cell adhesion. NCBI's taxonomy places the organism in Eukaryota, Metazoa, Mollusca, Bivalvia, Ostreida, Ostreidae. The transcript has 2 exons. Gene Ontology annotation, cellular component: plasma membrane; catenin complex.
AUGGGUAUAUUUUCGACCAAACAAGAUACAAUAUUGUGGGAGAUUGCUGUGAUUUUAUUACAUGGAGACUUUUUACAAAACGUCAGGGCCACCGAUUUUGACACAGCACAGCUUAGACUAAAUGUCCAUGACACGAACGAGCACACGCCACAGUUCAUUGGAACACCGUAUAGAGUUGAAGUGUUAGAGAAUAUUCCAAUCAGAUCCUCAGUCUUUCAGGUUUCCGCUGUGGAUGGCGAUAGGAGAGAAAACGGUAGACUUAGGUACGUGCUGCUACAGGGAACACAAAACUUUGAAAUUGAUGAUGUUAGUGGGGUCAUUAAAACACGUGCGAACCUUGACCGAGAAAUUGCAGAUCGUGCGUUGCUUAUGGUGGAGGUCCAUGACCAUGGCACCCCUCCUAAGUCGACUACGGUUAUGGUGUCUGUGCACAUUUUGGAUGAAAAUGACAAUGCACCUGUCUUCUCAAGAGACAGAUUCAUAAGCGCUGUAUCGGAUGGUGUUAGUAUUGGACAGGUAGUGAUGCAGAUCAACGCAGUUGAUGCUGAUGCAGGAAAAAACGCAAAGUUAUCUUACAGGUUUGUCCACUCAAAUAACCCAUCCUGCCAUGAUUUCUCCAUUGAUCCUUUGUCGGGUGUGAUCAGGGUUGCUCAGAAGCUUAAUGACGAAAGGGCUUCGCAUAUACCAGCUUGCAACGUAAAAGUUGUUGCGACUGAUGGAGGUGUGCCCACAUUAUCAUCAACAGCAGAAAUCACAAUAGAAAUUGUGUCCCUUAAUGAUAUUAUUUAG